GGCGGUGGAGCCCGGAGAAGGUUGCAGGCUGGGGGUGCAUGUGGCUGACGCGGAAUGCGCGAGACCUCGCCGCCAGCCUCGCUGCUUCCCGCGCGCCUUGCACCGCGGCCUCUGGCGCCAGCCUGAAGACGCCGAGGUGGUAGGGGGCCCACAGAACUGAACUGCCGUCGCCCACCCGGGCACCAGCCCGAACUCCGGAGCGCCUCCUGCCACGGUCGCGGGCCCGCCCCCGCGGCUGGUGCGCUGACCUACUCCUCAGCGGUUUCUGCCGAGAGAGAUGAACGACCUGUUAGACCGUGAGACGAGCUCGGGGCCGGCCAGUUAGGGGAACUUGGCGGAAGGUCGCUCUGCGCCCUCCCAGGCUCGUUCUUUUGCUCUGCGAGCGAGACUUCGCCUGCCUCCGGGCGCGAGGCAAGCGCAGAGGGUACAGGGGCCUGCGGGGCGCGCGGUCGGCAUGUUUCCGAGGAGGCCGCCGGCCAGCCUGGCCGCCUGGCUGGUGGGCGCGGCGGCGGCCGGGCGCGCGGGGGCGCGGGGCGGGGGCCUGCUCUCCCUGCUGGCCAAUCAGUGCAGCUUCGUGACGGGCCUGCGCGUGCGGCGGGCGCAGCAGAUCGCGCAGCUCUACGGCCGCCUGUACUCGGAGAGCUCGCGCCGCGUCCUUCUCGGCCGCCUCUGGCGCCGGCUGCGGGGGCGCCCGGGCCAUGCCUCUGCCUUGAUGGCGGCGCUCGCCGGCGUGUUCGUGUGGGACGAGGAGAGGAUCCAGGAGGAGGAGUUGCAGAGAUCCAUUGAUGAGAUGAAACGGUUGGAGGAAAUGUCUAUGUUUCAGACCUCUGGAGUUGAACGCCCCCCUCCGGAACCAAAAUCCCAAACAGAAGGAAAUGAAGAUUCAGGAGGCAAAGAGCAACCAUGGGAGAUGGUGAUGGAUAAGAAACACUUCAAGCUGUGGCGGCGCCCCAUUACAGGCACCCACCUUUACCAGUACAGAGUUUUUGGAACCUACACAGAUGUGACACCCCGGCAGUUCUUCAAUGUUCAGCUGGAUACAGAGUAUAGAAAAAAGUGGGACGCCCUGGUGAUCAAGCUGGAAGUGAUAGAGAGGGAUGUGGUUAGUGGUUCUGAGGUCCUUCACUGGGUGACCCAUUUUCCUUAUCCAAUGUACUCACGGGAUUAUGUGUAUGUUCGGCGCUACAGCGUGGAUCAAGAAAACAAUGUGAUGGUGUUGGUGUCACGGGCCGUGGAGCACCCUAGUGUGCCAGAGUCCCCAGAAUUUGUAAGAGUCAGGUCGUAUGAAUCCCAAAUGGUUAUCCGUCCCCACAAGUCAUUUGACGAGAAUGGCUUUGACUACCUGCUGACGUACAGUGACAAUCCCCAGACUGUGUUUCCUCGCUACUGCGUUAGUUGGAUGGUUUCCAGUGGCAUGCCAGAUUUCCUGGAGAAGCUGCACAUGGCCACUCUGAAAGCCAAGAACAUGGAGAUCAAAGUGAAGGACUAUAUCUCGUCUAAGCCUAUGGAAGUGGGGAGUGAAGCCAAGGCCACGGCCCCAUCUUCCGAGCGGAAGAGUGAGGGUAGCUGCGGCCCUGCCCGGAUCGAGUAUGCUUGAAGACCUUUGGGAUAAGGAGGGACAGGCUGCUUCCAGCCCGGGCUCUUAUCACUCCGCUGCAGAAUGGGGCGUGUAUUAGAAGGUGUCUGCUGUAACCACCAGUGCAAGAUAAUUCAGUACUUGUGUCCGGUCUCAUUCAGAGCCCUGCUGCUCUUUAUCAAAGCAGGAGGAGGAGGAGGCAUCUGGGGGGACAUUGUCAUGUUCUCAGGCCAAGCAUUUUGAUUUGCUUGUUUCACUGAGCAAAUCUGGAACCAGCCGCUCACCUCAGGCCAGAGGGGACAACCUCUUUUGCUUCCCUGAGCGGUGUCCUCUGCCCACAUUCCAUUCUCAGCCUCAGUUCUGCAGCACUUUGGGUUUCCUUCAGUUCUGGAGGACCAACUGGACGGUCGAGUCCCAGCGGGGGUCAUGGGAGCGCUCUUGGUCGGAGUCCUGAUCUUGAGCGGGUGUGAACUGUUGCUUGGCAGUGCAAGUGCCUUGUCCUCACCUCGCUCCCAUCUCUAGGGACAUAGAGUUUGUACCAAGAACUGUCUCUCUUUGCCUCCCAUUCACACUGCGUUGACUCACCCACCCAAAGCAGUUUCCUUUCAAUUGGCCAGUUCUUCUGUAUUCAUGUGCUCUAUUAAUUCAGGUUUAUGCCUCCUUCUGUAGCCCAUUUACCAAGAACAUGGGGAAAUUAAUCCUUUUAGACAGGAAAUCUCUGUAUCAUCAGUGUUUUUGAUAAGAGUCAGUGGAGAUGCUCAAAACAUAACACUUUGGCUCGGGGGUUCUUUUGUUUGUUUUUUUAACCUUUGUGUUAAAAGAUGGGAAUUGGGGAGUUGAAUAGGAUUUUUCCAUAGUCCGACUGUAUAGCAAACACUGUCUUGAUUCAGGCAUUAGUUUUCACACUUCAGGUCUGACUGAGUGCUGAGGACAUGUCCCUCUUGGAAGGCUGACGGCCGAACAGUGGGGACUGCUCCCUUGGAGCCCUCAAAGCUGUAGAUAAGCUGUGUGAAUGGACAGAUGUAAUCUUGUCCCGGAUGCUAAUAUAAGGGGAUGUGGUUUAUAUGACCCUCUUAUUCCUCUGAGAAGUUUUUCUUCCUAUUCUGAGUCAAAAGCAGACCACACUGUUCAGAUCAAGUCACAAUUAGAUGGGAUCCGUUUGGUCUGGCUGAUCUGGCUUACGGCCAUGCUGCAGUCUGACUGGAGAAUCGGCAACAGGUUUCAAACCCUCUUCCCUCCUUUUUUUUCUUAGAAUUUGAAUGACCAGAUUCUCCCCACCCCUUUUGUGUUGUUGAAGAGGAGAACUAAACCUGAGACUAACUUUAAUAAAGCCCCUUGACCUUUUUGUCGUGUAAGUUUUGUGCCAGGGAAGGCCCUGUCCCAGUGGUUCUUACCUUCUCUGCAUCGUUGGCAGAGCAGAGGGAUGCAUUCUUUUCAUUUCUCUCCUCACUUCCAGGACCUGCCAGAAGCAGGGAAGAGCCCCUGGGUUAUGUCUGAACUUAGCUUCCAGCAUGUGGGUGGUGUGAGUGCACAGGGGUUCAGGGGCUGGAUGUUGCUCACAUUGUGCUUUUGGGCAUUUUGACUCUGCACUUGGGACUGUACAGUUACUCAUGUCAUUGUAAUGAUUUCACUCCUGACUGUGACAUUUUUAUCAAAUGUGUGAAUAAAUACGUAAGGAUUGGGAUGAAAGAGU
Sus scrofa (pig) is the source of this 3269-nucleotide messenger RNA. RefSeq names its product StAR related lipid transfer domain containing 7 (gene STARD7). Gene Ontology annotation, molecular function: lipid binding. Lineage: Eukaryota; Metazoa; Chordata; Mammalia; Artiodactyla; Suidae. The record is from RefSeq and is a predicted model, not a curated record.